Messenger RNA from Seriola aureovittata, 9719 nucleotides. Its product is annotated as storkhead-box protein 2-like. Gene Ontology annotation, molecular function: RNA polymerase II transcription regulatory region sequence-specific DNA binding; DNA-binding transcription activator activity, RNA polymerase II-specific. Gene Ontology annotation, cellular component: nucleus; cytoplasm. Gene Ontology annotation, biological process: positive regulation of transcription by RNA polymerase II. The record is from RefSeq and is a predicted model, not a curated record. The transcript is spliced from 4 exons. NCBI's taxonomy places the organism in Eukaryota, Metazoa, Chordata, Actinopteri, Carangiformes, Carangidae. Bases 1087 to 4050 code for a protein of 987 amino acids.
CUGCAGGCAGAGAGAGGGAGACGAGCGGACGGAGGAGAAGACAAAGGCGAGGCAGAGGCAGCGUUCGCUCCGCUCUGGAUUAACUCUUUCUCCUGACUGAAGGCUGCUUUCUUUGGAUUUCUCUCUUUUACACGUCUUCCAUUACCCGUCAGCUCAGCUGCACACAGUGUCUCUCACACACACACACACACACACACACACACAGGAUUAACAGCUGGUGUGUGUGAAGCGAGUCCUGGAGGAAUGAUCAUGGAUGGAUGGAGGUAGAAGGGAGGAGUGUAUCUGCUUUUCCCAUGGAGAUUGUGUCAUUCUCUCCUCCCUCCGCUUGCUGAGCAGCCUCUUUCCUCUCGCUUUCUUUUGUAUUAGCACCCCCUCCCUCCCUCCCUCCUUCCUUUCUUCCCUCCCGCCCUUCGCAGUGCAGGCUUUUGUCUGUCUGACAGGAAUUCAGGCUUGUCUUUUUACUUCCCUCCACCCAGCGACCCCCUUUGACCGACUCAACCAGCACUGUCCCCUCAUCCCUCCUGUGUCGGCCAAAGCUAAGACCAGACGAAUCUGACUGUGAGCAGAGGCGCUAGGCUAACAGCUAGCUAUUGGAGCGGUAGAGUCACCUCGAGCUUGUCACUGCUGAGCGUGUGUUUGUUAUGCGUGUGUGUGUGUGUGAAGCACUGGCUGACAGAUGAGCAGUUGUUCUGUGGUGGAUUUGUUGUGACCCGAGGAGCAGCAGCAGGAGGAAGGAGAGGUGUGUAUGCAGAGUUGGAGGUAACACCGCCCAGCACAUGCUGCUCAGCGUGCUCUCCUGAACCAUUCUGUGGACUUUUGUUCAUGUGACCAGUACCAUGACCAUGAGGGAGUCUGGCCGACCCGGGACUGAAAUUCUUUAUUUCACAACAUGGUGGUUGUUUAUUUUGAUCAGCUGAUUUUUUUUUUACCACUAAUGCUCCAUAAUGGAAUUUACAUGAGGACCUGGGAGCCUGCAGCCUCGGGUCGACCACUGGGCCCAGUCACUCAGAAGUUUGUUUGUGGAAAAGCAGUUCUGACUAAGCUUUGUAAACAGAUUCAGUCUGUGUGCCACCCAGCGUGGUGAGGAUGAAGAGGACAAGCAGCAGCACGCUGAGGCGGGCAUGGCCCAGCUCUGACCUGCCACCAGCAGCCUCUGUAGAGCCGCACAGGAGCCAACGCUCGCGCAGUGAGAAGGACUACAGAAUCCACAAACACAGCAAGAGGAGCCACUACCCUCCACAGUAUCUGUGUCAGAGUCCGCCCGCGUACAUACACCCAGGUGAUGUGUCACCCAUCAGUAUGUCCCCCAUCAGCCAAUCGCAGUUCAUCCCUUUGGGAGAGGUAUUGCUAUUGGCUAUCUCUGCUAUGAACUCCGCCCAUAAGCCUGUCACUCAGGAGGCCCUAACUGAACACCUGCAGACAUGUUUUCCAGGUGUUCCCACACCAACGGAGGAGGUUCUGCACCACACGCUAAGCAUGCUGGUCCGUGAGCGGAAGAUCUACCCAACACCUGAGGGAUAUUUUAUCGUAACGCCUCAGACUUAUUUUAUCACUCCGAGCCUAAUCCGAACCAGCUCCAAGUGGUACCACUUAGACGAGCGAUCCGUCGAGCGACACCAGCAGCAGCAGCAUCAGAACCAACAGCAGCAUCAGCAGACGCAGUGCACCUCCCCGCUCUCCGGCACCAUCACCCCGUCCACCUCCGGAGGCGUGCGAGACCGAACACACCAAAAGUCCAGCCAAAACCACAGUGGGGGAGGUGGAGGAGGUGGGGAUUCUUUUUACAACAACGCUUACCGUGGAGACGACCCCCCAAGUCACCACACCACCCUGCAGCGCCGAUCCCCCAAAGACCACCGAGAGGCGUACUCGUCCCCGCAUUCCCCGCAAACACCUCCUCAGCAAACAGGAGGCACCACAGAGAAGAGCCGCAGCACCCUCGGGUUCCCCUUCAAGACGGACACGCUCACCAAGCACCGAGGAGGGGGAGGUGGCGGGGGAGGAGGGGGAAGCGGGGGAGGAACUGCAGAGAUAGAGAAACAAGCCAGUGGAGGAAGUGGUACAGGAAGUCGAAAGUUUGGUUUGAAGCUGUUCCGUCUGAGUUUUAAGAAGGACAAGGCCAAGCAGCUGGCCACCUUCUCUGCACAGUUCCCGCCUGAGGAGUGGCCGCUGCGCGACGAGGAGGCGCCGAGCCAGCUGCCACGCCACGUAGAGAUGGAGAUCAUCCGCAGGAUCAACCCCGACCUUACUGUAGAGAACCUCGCCCGGCACACGGCAGUCAUGAAGCGUCUCGAAGAGGAGCGUGCUCAGAGGAGCAAAGCAUCAUCAGCCAAUCAGAGCUCUAGGAGUAGGAGAAGCGGGGGAAGACACAGGAAGCAAUCGCAGACCAAACUCAGCCGCUCACAUAGCAAGACGAGGGCGUCCCGCGGUGAGCCGAGUGACGGCUCCCACCUAGAGCUGGCCGACAGGGACUAUAGAGCCUACUCGUCCUCGCUGGCUCGGUCGCCAAGGGAACACGCCCUGGCCAUGGAGCGGCAGCGGGCCCGGCUUCACCUGGCGCACAGCAACCCCAACAUCCUUGACUCCUCCCACCUGCCUGUCACACCAGAGUGGGAUGUGUCUGGAGAGCUCGCCAAGCGACGCACAGAAAUGCCUUUCCCUGAGCCAAGCCAUGGCCCAUCAGCCCACCACUCCAAAGUCCACCGCUCGCACUCCCACACCCAGGAGAGGAAGUCCAGGAACGAACGCAGCGACAAGGCCAAGGAACGUUCCAGAUCCAUGGACAAUUCUAAAGGACCGCUCGGAGCCGGGUUGAUUGGACCCCCCGAUUACUAUGACGACCGGAGCCGUUACUACACUGACGAUGGCACCCUGCGAGCCAAUCAGAGCUCUUCUCACUAUUCUCGUGCCACGCCCCCCUCGGCUAAACUGCUUGGGGAUUCUCUGGGGUUGGAUGGCGGCAGGAGCUUAGAGAAGAGUAAGAGCAGGGACAGCCUUCCUGCGUACUCACCCAAACCACUGCCCACCUCUGUACCUCCUGAUGAUUACUUCCAGUGCUCUGGUUCCUCUGAGGCUGUUCUCACAGCAGCAAACUCGCUGGGAACUCUGGGUAAAAGUAGCCAUGAUGGAUUAAAAGUAGGCAACACUGACAGGCAAACAGACAGACAGACACCCCACCCCCAAGAAAAUAAGGAGGACUUAAAGGUGGGACCUAAGGGUGGCAGCCUGCCUCCUAUACCUCUCUCUAUCCCCGACCCCCCCCUCCCUAAUGGACGACCUCCCCACAGUGCCUCCUCUGGGCAGGAGAAACGUAAGGAGAUCUUUAGCAAAGACACACUCUUCAAACCUCCUCCGAGCCUCCCUCUGCCCGGCUACAGCUCCCUGAGAAAACCGCCCGCCCUCGCCUCCUCUACUCUGUCCUCGUCUUGCGAUGCACUUGAUUCCCAGGAGGCCUUUGAUGCUCCCAAACCUCUGGUGGCCACACCAUCUGCCCCCCCACAGGGGACCGAACCCACUACCAGUGCUGCAGAGGCCUCCUUCGACUAUUACAACGUCUCAGAUGACGAUGAACUUGAUGAGGGAGGGACUAAAAGUCGAGGGGAGAACGAGAAGGCCGGAGGAGGCGUGGUUGGGAUUGGAGGGGGUGGAGCAGGCACCAUGCAGUGGCUGCUGGAGAGAGAGAAGGAGAGGGACCUACAGAGGAGGUUUGAAAGAACCCUCACCUUCCCUGGUGCUAAAGAGAACCUUCCCGAGUCCAGUCAGAACCAGCAGUCAGCCCACUCUGCUAGACUGGACAGUAUGGACUCCAGCUCCGUCACUGUUGACAGUGGAUUCAACUCUCCACGAACACGGGAGAGUCUAGCGUCUAACACCUCUUCCAUAGUGGAGAGUAACCGUAGGCAGAACCUGGCACUGAGCCCCGGCCACCUCGGCAUCACUACUGGCAACGGCCCCCCCUUCUCCUUCCGUACAAUCCCGGAACCUGCUGGCACCCAACCAGAGAAACUCCAGAAGCCCAGCGCCUGCCUUGCUUCAAUCACCAGCGUCUAGGGGCGGAACUAAGGGUUGGGCGGGAUGCUGAGAGCCAAUGGACAGGGGCCAGAAAAUAAAAGUUCCACCCACAAGGACUGUUACACCUUUAGACUGACAGACUGACUGAACCAGUGGAGCUGCGACAGGCCCACUGUGGAACUAUAGCUGUUAACACACACACACACACACACACACACGCACACACACACACACCCUGACAGAUACAAACUUAUUUAGAACACCAGGAAACUGCUCUUUCAGACUCAGACACACACGCACGCACGCACGCACGCACGCACGCACACACACACACACACACACACACACACACACACACACACACACACACACACACACACACACACACACACACACACACACACACACACAUACAUACAUACACACCAGGCCACUGGGCAGACUCUUGACCAUGUCACACACUGCUGUCGUGUUGUUUCACUUAUGUGGGUUCUAGUUGUGUGUGUGUGUGUGUGUGUGUGUGUGUGUGUGUGUGUGUGCGCGCGUGUGUGUGUGUGUGUGUGUGUGUGUGUGUGUGUAUGGGGGGGUUAUGUUUGUAUAAUCUGUAAUCUCAGGUCAUGUUAUUUCCACUCCCAUUCCAGCUGCUUCAGAUCAGUACAUCUCCCUCUAGUGGUGUGUCCUGGCAUUACACAUUGAAGAGACGCAGUUCUGCUGACUACUGCUACUGAUACUACACACACUCACUGAUGCAGCUCUCUAUGAGCUCUCCUCUAACAUCCAUCACUGGCAGACACCCUGUGAGGUGCAGCGACAGGAAAUGCAACAGUGUGAGGUGGUGAGACAGUCAGUCGAGUGACCUGUCUGUACCAUGACAGUCUGUAGAAUGAAUGUGAGCAGUUCUGCCUGGAUGCCAUGAUGCUCAUCUGAGCUGCGUGAACACUGUUUCCAGUUGUUAGCCAGCUGUGGUGAUGUGUACGGACAGCCUGAGGUGCAGCUCCAGGGAUGGGAUUUUGAUUCCGGACUGUUUAGAUCUUUCACUUUUGUCUCUCUCUUUACGUUGCUGCUCAUGUCCACUGGAUGCAGCUGCCAGGAACAGUCCUCUGGGUGCAUGCUGUUUUCUCCACUCCACUGUCCUAUAUGUCGUAGAAACGACAGGGCGGGGCGCCUCACAGCAACAAGGUUCUGUGCUGUGUCUGCAGGUCCAAAGACAUGCAGGUUAAUUUCCGGUAGGUGUGAAUGUGAGCGUGAAUGGUUAUUUGGGUCUAUAUGUAGAUAGACUGGCAACCUGCCCAGGGUGUACCCUGCCCUCGCCAAGUGUCAGCCCCCCUACAACCAUUAAAAGGUGAACUGUACAUCUGAUGGAUGAAUGGAAAUAAGACUCUAUUGAUCCCUGAGGGGAAACAGUGUUUCACCUGUGCACAGAGGCUGAGAGGCAUAUACAAUAUAUACACAACAAUUCACAGUGGUGUUCACAUACAAACUGCUGAGGUCCUGCUCUGUCCUGUUAGCUUGUACAUGUAUUGAUACUGGCUGCUCAGGUAACUAACACACCACUAAACCCAUAGUUAAACUUCACCGCAUUCCUCUCAAUUGACUUUGACUUUUUUUCCUUAUAUUAUUAUAUACUUGAACUCAGUCAGUUAAGGUUUAUUUCACACAUUUUUCCUCAUUCAGGUCCAAUCAAGGUGCAGACAGUAGGUGCUCGUUAUAUUCUUUUAUUGGCUUGGCAGCCAGCUGAGGUUACCUGCAGAUACAGUACCUGCUCACAUGAACACCUGAGCAUGAACAGUAUAGAUGUCCCACACAUCUACGCCGACAGAUCUUUAAAGGUCAGGAGAGACCUCCAACACUCAGAGGGUGGGUUGUUUUUGAAGCCUCUGCUUCACCUCUGCCCUUCAACAUGGAUCCCUGCACUAGAUGCCAGAGUCCAAGCAGGACCUCAAUGAACCCUUAGGACAAAAAAAGCUCUCAAAAACAUUUCAGCAUCUGUUACCUAUAUACAUGAAGUGAGAGGAGGGUGGGGAGUGGGUGGAGACAGAGGAAAAAAUAUUAACUAAACAACAUUUGAGACAAAGCACCUUCAUUUCAGUAAAACACCUGAAGCAGAAAAACCCAGCGACAGUAAAUGUGUGAAGAUCAGGCAACGUGAAGAUGUGAUGCAGCUGCAUCCAGUGGACAUGAGGGGUCAGUCACAUCCCUGUUGAGUUUCAUAGCAAAGCUGUUCUACAGUGAGAAUUUAACCAGCAAAAACCACUGAGUAUUUUUGUCGAUGGGUUAAUGACAUUAAAAUGAUAAGCAUGAAUCCUGGAAUCAGAGAAGGUGGAUUGUGCUGCUUGUAGAGGUCCAGGACCAGGACCAGGACCAGCAGCAGCUGUACGGCACUCGAGGUGGCUGAGCAUCCAACAGUGAUCCGGAAAAAAAAGCAUCCACACCAGUGUUAUACACAACAAGCAGGGAUGUGACUUUAUCUUUUGAUUUCACUGUUCCUUUGUUUCCACACAAUUUUGCCACUCAUUUGCAUUUCUGUGAAGUUCAUGACAGUUUGAAUCAGAUCCCUGAGCCGCUCUCACUCCUGGUGCUAUAUGUAUUAUGGUCAGUGAAGGCCAUGAUAAUAAUCAUAAUAAAGAGAGUGAUGAUAUAGUUGGAAUAUAGUAUUAAAUGGCUGCUUACACGUAUAUAAUAGGUUUCACCUGAAUACUUUUGGCAAUGGCCAUUUAGUCCCUUCUAUGAAGCAAUUGAUUGAACAGACAGACACACGGACAGACAGAUGGGCGACCACUGACUAUGGCACAGGGGGGGUGUGAAAUAAGACCCGCACUCAAAAUGUGUUGGUCUCAUUAUAAAACUGGACCGGAGCUGAUCUGGAUUUACCUUUCUUGAAAAAUCCUGCAGUCCUAUAGGUCGGUCAUUUCCCAUUCUCCUAUAGGCUCAGGGAGCUGUCAGUCAUCCCAGUGUUGUCGUCCUACAGGCUCCUCUACAACUACCUCCACAGCAGCAAAAACACAGCCCAUCCUUUCUACUGUCACGCUGUCAUCAGCCUCUCGCCUGUGAAUGUCUACACACACACACACACACACACACAUACAUACAACCACACUACACAACAAAGUGCUGGACUCCCUCCUGUUUUCCCAUCUUCAUUAACAAGUUUUCUUCUAAUGGUACAUGAUAGCAUUGUGGUUCAGCUGCCAACCACGCCCCCACCCCCAACCCCCCCACUCCUCCUCAUCAUCAUUAUGGCCUCUAGUUCCUGUACAGAACAAACCUGUGGAUCCCAGAAAGGGACUGAAACCCAAGUAGAUGUAUAACCAUGAAUCCUGACAUACAGUAAUGCACACAGAUGUAAGCAUCAGAUUCAGUUAGGAAAUGUUACUGGACUGUAAGACACUGGAUAUACAGUAAUUAGCCCUAAGGCAGGUCAGUAUGCUCAAAACAAACUAGUUUGUGUCGUCUGACUGUUUAAAGGCAGUAUUUCUUCCUCUUAUGAAUCCCUGCACCCGCCUUGAAGUGUGCUCUCAGUAUCCACACUGGAAGGCCAUCAGAGCCUCCUAUUGGCUGCGUCCCACUGCCUUGUCGACAGUCUGUGAAAGAAUUCUGUGUCUUUCGUGUGUCUUUGUAGUCUCAACAUGAUGAAUCGUACAAACUAUGAUAAUGAUGACACUGUCGGACUGUCCUCAGAGACAUUCAUUGUGUUGCGCUCAGUAGUUCACACAAAAUGAAGCAGAGAGAGUUGAAAUCCUUUCUCUCCUCCACACACCUGUCCAGUCAGCGUGAGGUGGGUGUGACCGUCGGAUAUUCGGUUUUGGGAAGUUACAAAAAUUGCCAAACACAGUCCCUAAAGAGAGGUUUCAAUUGUAGAACAUCAUGCAGUGAUUCGAUGCAAAACACCAAGGGAAACUCCCUCUGAAUGAAGAAUCACUAUAACACAAACUGCGUUACAUGCAUUUGAUCAUUUUAGGUGUAGAAAUACAUCAAACUGUGUGACAUGGACAGUUGUCACUCUCACCCUGAGUGAACUUGACUGAUUCCCUGCAUUCCUUGUUGCUAUAUAUAGUUAUCUACAACUGUUGGUCUGGGAGACUGUGCUAAUUCCACAACCAACCACUAGGAGUCAGGACGAGAACUCUUACUGGUUUCCCACCUCCAAACACGUGUUUGUUGGCACACGUGACCAAGCCGAAGGUACUGCUACUAGGAGUCAAACUCCUGCAGUGGCAGACUAGAACUUCAAUUCAAAUCAAUUAAAUUUUAUUUGUAUAUUGCCAAAUCUUAACAAACAUUAUCUCAAGGCACUUUACAGGGUAAGAGACUUACUUUAUUAAGUUUGAGACUUUAUUAUAGAGCAAAACCAACAGUUCCCACAGAGAGCAGCACCUGGCGAAAAACUUCCUUUAACAGGAAGAAACCUCCAACAGAACCAGACUCAGGGUGGAUGGCCAUCAGCCUCGAAUGCCACUGCCAUGUGCACCACAUCUUACAUGAAACUGUCUCGAACCCAUUACAGAACAAGUGAAACAAUUCCGGUACGCUGGCCACAGGAAUAGGUUUUUACUUCCUGACCCAGUGCUGUGUUGGGAUUUACUUUCUAGCACUGUAUGUGGUUCUACUCUGCAUCUCGCCAUUACACAAUGAAAGAGAUCUACAGUUUUUUCCACCACUGCUUCUUGGGUUUUAGUCCCCAGGGACUACAAUGCAAGGGAAACUCAAACCCUUGAGCCAAUAAUGUUCUGUUCUCCAAGUAUUCUAGGACUGUAGUUGGUAGUCGACAGUGUCAGCAGGCUUGCAGUACUACUUAAGGGUUUUAGUCCCUCUUCUACUAAUAUUCUUGGAGUAUACUGUACAUCCUCUAUCAGCAUUAGGGUUCUUUUCUCUCCUCUAACCCAACAGUAGGCUUCCAAUCCAUUGCAAAGACCACAACACCAAGGCUUUAGCUCCUACUACAUCCUUACCGUAGGGUUCUGGUUCCAGUUUUACCUCUACAGAUGGGUUUGAAGUGCCAGCUGUACUCACAUGGAUUAGCCUUAUCCCCGAUUCUAUGACAACAGACAGACAGGGAGUCCAGAUUGUGUUAGUCAAGUUCUAGUUUCUGUUCUACCUUUACCAUGUCCCUACAAAUACAGUAGUUUCAGUCUCUUGUACCACUAAUCUUGGGUUUACCACUACAGUUGAGUUUUUGUCCCUACGGUGAGUUUAUUCUCUGUUGUACCACAGCUACAGAGGGGUUCAUGUCUCUGUUCCACCAGUAAACUAGGACUGCCCUGCCUGGUGGAGGUCAUGGGUUCCAUCCUUCUGUCUGAUGUUUGCACUGCCCCCUUACCCCCCAACCCUCCCUGCAAUUCUCUGGCCCAGUGGUCCUCCAUCAACCCAUCAUCCCCCCCAGCCACAGUCCUGUAACCUUCUAUCCCUUUUCUACACUGACAGUCCAUCAAAUGUCUUCCCUUAACAUCGGCGGUGGUAUAUAAAAAUGGAGGUUCAACAAUAACAUUGUUUCUAAUGGUGACGGUAUGUCAUACCUGUAAAUGAUGUUUAUCUGUCAUGCCUAGUCAAAUAAUUUAAACAAUAAAGAGAGGGAUUUUUUAAAUGUCUAUAAUAUCUGAAAGUCCCUUUGAUGUGUAGUACUGGUGUUACCGUUGUUGUAGUGUAUGUGAUACCCAAUGGGGAUUGUGUUACUUUUUAAGAUAAUAAAAUAACAAUGUUUGGUUACACCA